AUGCAAAGCUUAGAGAGUUCAGAUUCUCUGCAAAAGCGAGUCACAGUCCUUCUGAUGAUAGCGGCAGAUGGUUCAAGAAAACAUCAUCGUAGCCAUGAUUCUGAUGAUGAGCAACGUAGAAGCCAUUCUAAAAAGUCCAAAAGCCAAAAGCCGCCAAGCAUCUCUGACGAUUUAAGAGAUCAGAUUAAACCCAUUACUGAGGAAGAUUACUUUGAAAAGGCAACCGAGUUUCGUCUUUGGCUUAAAGAGGAAAAACGCAAAUAUUUUAAUGAACUUGAUUCCAGCGAUUCUCGAUAUUAUUUCAAAAAGUUUGUCAAAGCAUGGAAUCGCUUUGAGCUCCAAGAAAAAUACUACAAGGGACUUAGUUCGGCACAGCUAGCAUCGUCAGAUACAACUCGGUACAAAUGGAAGUUUGCAUCAAAAGUUGAUCAAUAUGAGCUUGAUACUAUCAGAGACAGUGUAGAUACAAUGACGAGUAGAGGGGUGGUUAAAGAUGAGUCUAAUAAAGGUCGGCGAAGAAAUGUUGGACCUGCAAUGCCUACUAGUCCCGUCAUCCGACAGGACCGAGAAACUGCUGAAGAACGUUUGGAGGCAGAAAGAAUGCGACGAAAGGCAGAAUCCAAGAACCUUCGACGGAAGCGGGAUUCUUAUCUUGACGAGGUUGCACCAAAAGAAACUGGGCGUGAGGCAAUGCUUGAGAAACGUAAAGCUACGAAUGCGUUCCACAAACGGGAAAGGAGUCCGGAUGUGGAACUUAGUGAAGCAGAUCUGAUGGGUGGGGAUGAUUUCCAAUCAAGGCUAGCUGCUGAGAAACAACGAGAAGAACGCCGAAAUACCAGAAAGGCAGAAUAUCAAAAACGCUAUGCACCUCCCCAGGAUAGAGUUGCUGAAUACAAGGCAAAAGAGAAUGCGACUAUUGAGAUGUUUAGAAAAAUGGCAGAAGAGCAGAAGAGACGUGGUGGAUUAUAA
Phycomyces blakesleeanus NRRL 1555(-) is the source of this 969-nucleotide messenger RNA. RefSeq lists its product as hypothetical. The transcript has 6 exons. Lineage: Eukaryota; Fungi; Mucoromycota; Mucoromycetes; Mucorales; Phycomycetaceae. The coding region runs from base 1 to 969 and encodes 322 amino acids. The record is from RefSeq and is a predicted model, not a curated record.